AUGGCAAUACGCCGCUGCCUGACCAGCUCGUUCAGGCUUUUCUUCACGUGGCGACGUGCGAUCGCAGUGCAAGUCGUACUGAUCGCAUCACUUGUUGCCGCUAACACGUUGAUGCCCGAAAAGCGCGUCACCCUUCAACAAGCUCUAACCGUAUUUCGUCGCCUAACACAACGCUCUACAGAAGCGAUCCGAUCAAACAGCAGAAUGGCAUGGCGAUGUAGCGGCAACACCAACGAGGAACUCGUACGAAAUCUUGAAAGAGGAGGUAUUUUCUCAUCGACACGUGUCCGUGAAGCUAUGUUAGCAGUAGAUCGUGGCGAUUUCUCACCUCGAUCACCAUAUAUGGAUCAGCCACAAGGCAUUGGAUGGAAUGCUACAAUUUCCGCACCUCAUAUGCAUGCUGCCGCAUUGGAAUACCUGAAAAAUCAUCUAGUGGAUGGAGCAUAUGCACUGGAUGUCGGCUCAGGAUCUGGCUAUCUGACAGUUUGUAUGGCACUUAUGAUCGGUAACAACGGGAAAGUGGUAGGCAUCGAUCACAUUCCCGAAUUGGUAGAAUUAGCGAAAACGAAUACAAUGAAGCACCAUGCCAAUCUCAUCAACAAUGGACAAGUACGUUUUGUUGAGGGUGAUGGUCGCAAAGGAUAUCCCUUGGAUCGCAAAUAUGACGCUAUACAUGUAGGCGCUGCAGCUGAAACGAUACCACAACCGCUGAUCGAUCAGCUCGCUGAAGGCGGACGAAUGCUAAUUCCCGUUGGAAAGGAAAGCGGCAAUCAGGUUUUCCUACAAGUCGACAAGAACGAUGGAGAGGUUACCCAGAAAGUCAUCGAACACGUGAUCUACGUACCGUUAACCAGCAAAGCACAUCAGCUAGGUCGUUAUGACCUAUAG
Necator americanus (New World hookworm) is the source of this 888-nucleotide messenger RNA. RefSeq lists its product as uncharacterized. Gene Ontology annotation, biological process: protein modification process. Gene Ontology annotation, molecular function: protein-L-isoaspartate (D-aspartate) O-methyltransferase activity. The coding region runs from base 1 to 888 and encodes 295 amino acids. Gene Ontology annotation, cellular component: cytoplasm. The transcript has 7 exons. The record is from RefSeq and is a predicted model, not a curated record. Lineage: Eukaryota; Metazoa; Nematoda; Chromadorea; Rhabditida; Ancylostomatidae.